AUAUUGCAAUGAUAGCAGUGCGUCCUUAAUUUUUGAUCGGGAUCGGUAUCCGUUUUAGUUUACAUUUUGCUCGUUUUGAUCUCCAGUUUCCUUCCUAUCCAAAAAUAACUGGUGGUGUCUGAGUACAUUUUCUCCAAAAGAUCAAUAAUUCAGCAGACAUGGGUGAUGGGUAUGUAUUUAUGACAAUUAAAUGCGCAAAUAUAUUCGCCUGGGAAUGCCUUCGAUCGUGAAUUCAUUAGUAUAACUGAUGAUCAGCUGACCAGUAGUCAUUCAUAAUUUGACCUUAUUAGAGAGUAAGGAGCGAGGAGUGAGGAAAGAUGUCGGAUACAUCAUUUAGUGUGGCUAAGUUUUUAUCCAACAAGAAGUCUAUGCUGCAAAAUUUAAUUGAUAAAUUUAUAUCGAAAGGAGAAGGGGAAAAUUCAGUAGGUUUAAUUGAUAUGCAGAGUCCAAGCUUUGAGGAAGUGAAUUCAAUAGCACAGUCUAUCCAGAAGAGAACAAAACACCAUCCAAAGAUCGGCAUUGUGUGUGGAUCAGGGCUGGGCUCACUGGCAGAUGAGGUGCAAGAUCCGGAAAUUAUCCCCUACAAUGAGAUUCCAACCUUCCCGGUCAGCACAGUGCCGGGACACAUGGGAAAAUUGGUAUUUGGUAACUUGGAGGGAAAGCCGGUAGUGUUAAUGAGGGGACGAUUACACUGUUACGAGGGUUAUCCAAUGUGGAAGACUACAAUUCCAAUCCGAGUAAUGAAGAUGCUUGGUGUCACUACCGUAAUACUGACAAAUGCUGCAGGAGGCAUCAAUCCAGAUUUUAAUGUCGGAGACCUGAUGAUUAUUCGGGAUCAUAUAGACAUGCCAGGCCUAACUGGGGAAUGUGUUCUGCGAGGAGCGAAUGAUGAAAGAUUUGGUCCGCGUUUCCUGGCUACAGUAGAUACGUAUGAUGCAGGUCUGCGUGCAUCCUGUAAAGAAGUUUUUGAACAGCUAGGGCUCAGUAAACUCAUGAGGGAGGGAACUUACGUUAUGAUUGGGGGACCAACAUUUGAAACUGUAGCCGAGUCGAGGUUAUUGAAAGCCUUUGGUGGAGAUGCAGUAGGCAUGAGUACGGUUGCAGAGUCCAUUGUAGCCAGACACAUGGGAAUGAAGGUUUUUGGUCUGUCGUUAAUCACAGACAUGUGCUGCCUCAGUUAUGAUGCCGUAAACAACACCACCCAUGAAGAAGUUCUUGCCAUUGGUCAAAAGAGAGCCGAGGAUCUCAAGGCCAUAGUAAAGAGACUCCUGAAGCUCGUAAGACGAUUACGUCAUUUGAAGCUUGUUGCUGUGAGGAAUUUGAAAUGCCAGUUUCAGUCGGGAAAAGAACUGAGUGAGCUGGAGACAUUUUUUAGUCUCCAUAAGGACAGAGAUAGCAAAGAGUUUUAUCAAAGUGAAACUAUCACAGCUUCCCUGAAUCCUUCCUGGCAGAGCUUCGACAUAAGUAGAUAUGAGGACAAGAUUAACACCACUACUCUCCUUGUCCGUGUGUGGGUCAAACACAAGACCAGCACCUGUCUCCUUUUGGAUUGGAUGGUUGACCUUAACGCACUGGAAUAUCUAGCUAACAAGCUCCAGCAAGACAAGGGCAUUAAAUAUGCACCAAACACUGUGAUCUUUGGAAUGUUUGAUCAUUUUUUCAGAGCGCCAGAUGUAAAAUCUGUGGGAGUGAGUUCUGGAGAUGAUCAGACAGAGACAGCUGCCAAGUCACUGCCUCCAAGCACUCGGUGUUUCUUUAAAGUGGAAAUAGCCAGUACCAAGAAAUCCUACACAUCAAGUUCUCUCUCAAGGAUUUACACUGUCCUACGAGCACUAAAGCAAACCCAAGCUUCAGUGUACAAAGUUCGUAGGUCAAUUGAGGACAAGUUACUGUCUUCACAAGAAACCACCAGAAAAAGGGCCCAGCAUGAGGACCUAAUACUCAAGAAGGAACAGCUCUGUGCAGAGGUCACGUGGAGGACAGCAUCUAUCAAUAAGAUGAAGGACCAAGCUGAUCAACUUCACAGAGCUAACCAAGAUCAAGAUGCAGCAAUGAAGAAGAAUCUUGAAAAGUUGGUAGAAAAAUGGAAAGAGAGGGUAGAGAAGAAAAAGGACUAUGAUCAGACAAGGGAAAAGCUGAUAAAGGAGAAUGCACAACUUUUAAUCAGAAAAAAGCAAUUAGUCAGGGAAUUAGCUACGUGUAUUUAUCCUAUUACUGAGAAGAAAGAUUCUUAUUUUAUUGUUGAUGUGCACUUGCCGAAUUCAGAAGAAUUUCAAGGUAAAGAUGAGAGUAUGAUUGCUGUUUCCCUUGGUUACACUUGUCACAUGCUGUUGAUGAUUUCUAAUAUUCUGGACAUUCCACUAAGAUACUGCAUGGUUCAUCGGGUGUCAAAGUCAGUCAUCCGUGACCACAUCCACACGAAACUGGAGGACAAAGAGCGGGAGUUUCCUCUGUAUUCAAAGGGCAAAGAACAAACUCUCUUCAAGUAUGGAGUGUUUACAUUGAACAAGAAUAUCAGCCAGAUGAGAUUUUACUUGGGGCUUGGAACACCAGAUCUCAGAACUACUCUGCAGAAUAUAAAAUCCAUGCUAGAAUGCAGAUUAGGAUUAAAACCAGAAAGUCAGACAGCUCUGCUACGACCAGUAAGUAGUGAACCGGGAGAAAAGCCAUACAGUGACUUUGACAAAACCGACACUCAAAGCUCUCUCGCCUCAUUUGGGAGAAUGACUGGCGAUUAUCGGAGAGAGCUUAGUGUGCCUCCGUCAGAAGAAUCAACUAGGCAAUCUUCACCCAUUGUUCACGGCAAGGAGGUUGAAGAGGACAUUUUUCAUCCAAGCAGUGAUGAUAAUUUUUUUAAAAUAUCUAAUCCUGUGUCAGAGAGACUGGCAGAUUUUGAUAGUGAAAUCAACAUCAGUGGGCAGGAGCGGGUUCAUAUUCACAAGUCUUGGGACAAUCACCGACAAACCUAUUUUAACGGUGUACAGACCAGUGAUCGUUAUGGUUCAGAGGAGCAGGAUGAGCAUAUCUACGAGACUGUCACAGUGCAAAAAACCAGUGAACUCUCGGAUAAAUCAGAGAGUCAAUCGAAUAGUGUAGUAUCAUGAUUACGGUACUGUUAGCUGUGUAAAUAGGAGAUAAAUAAUGUUACUGAUCAUUAGUACUUAAAGAGUGUGUUAUGUUUACAUUAUACAUGUAUCAAACUCAAAAUGAUGAUUAAAUUAUGAUGCAAAU
This is a messenger RNA of Ostrea edulis (European flat oyster), 3231 nucleotides long. RefSeq lists its product as uncharacterized. Lineage: Eukaryota; Metazoa; Mollusca; Bivalvia; Ostreida; Ostreidae. Gene Ontology annotation, biological process: nucleoside metabolic process. Bases 318 to 3104 code for a protein of 928 amino acids. The transcript has 21 exons. The record is from RefSeq and is a predicted model, not a curated record. Gene Ontology annotation, molecular function: purine-nucleoside phosphorylase activity. Gene Ontology annotation, cellular component: cytoplasm.